This is a messenger RNA of Adineta ricciae, 819 nucleotides long. Lineage: Eukaryota; Metazoa; Rotifera; Eurotatoria; Adinetida; Adinetidae. The record is from the annotation of a GenBank genome assembly.
AUGUCGACAACAAACAAAACUAACAAAGGUCAGAAAAGAUCCGUGAAUCAAUCGUCCUCGCCAGCGACAACGCCUUCGCUCUUAUCAAAUUAUAAAUUCUGGUUGGCGUCUUGCUUAAUAAUCGUAGUUAUUUCUUUUGCCAUACAACGUCAAACAAUUGACAAGACUAAUAAAACAGCAACGGAAAAAGAACGUUUAUUCACUUCGGAUGAACUGCGAACAUAUACAAAAGAUGAAUUGUAUUUAGCUAUUCUAGGACAUGUUUUCAAUGUUUCAUCGGCGCCUCGAUUUUAUUCUUCUACUGGCGGUUAUAAAUUCUAUACAGGUCGAGAUGCUUCACGAAGUUUUCAUACGGGUAAAUCAACUGAAGAGGAUCUAACGGAUGAUCUAACUGGAUUGAAUGACGAAGCAGUUGCGAGCGUUUAUGAUUGGUUAGCAUUCUAUCAGAAGCAAUACCCACAAAUAGGCAAAUUAAUCGGGCGGUAUUUCGAUGCUAAUGGAGCGCCAACAAAACAUUUUCAAAACGUUCUCGUUUCUGUCGAUCAUAUGAAAAAGAAAGAAGAAGAAAAGGCGACCUUUGAACAAAAAUGGCCACCAUGUAAUAGUGAAUGGUCACAUGAUACUGGUCGACGAGUGUGGUGCACCGAUAAGAGUGGUGGAGUUCAACGAACAUGGAUCGGCUUUCCUCGACGAUAUUUCGAUAGUUCCUUGAAAACGGAGCGAUGCGUUUGUGUACAAAACAGUGACAAACAGGAUGGCCGUUUCAAGGAAUAUGACAAUUGUCUAUCGACGAGCAAUGAAUGCCGGUUGCCAGAUUGA